GAGCCCCUGGAACAUCAUGAUCAAGCACCGGCAGGUGCAGCGGCGCGGGCGGCGCUCGCAGAUGACCACCAGCUUCACAGAUCCCAUGGUCUCCAUGGACUUGCUGCGAGCUGUUCUACAACCGAGCAUCAAUGAGGAGAUCCAGAACGUCUUCAACAAGUACAUGAAGUUCUUCCAGAAAGCAGCGAGCAAUGUGCGAGAGAACGUGGGGGAGGAUGUGGACUCAGAGCAGCUGAUCCAGGAGACAUGUCGGAACUGCCUGGAACAGGCCAAGCUGCUGUUUUCUGAUGGCAAGAAGGUGAUCCCCAGGUUGACCCACGAGCAGCCGGCACCCAAGCGUGCCCGGCAGGUGGAGGAGGAGUCCAGUCGGCGAGGAAGCCCCGUUCCCAAGAAGAGAAAGGGGCGGCCUCCUGGACAGAGCCUGUUGAACGACCGUGGGACCGCGGGCAUGGCCACGUGGAAGCUCAAAUCCUCAGAGCUGCUGCGGCGCGACGGGCCAAAGUGGGAUCCUUCCCGGCUGACUGAGACCACGACUUUUGUGCUGGGAUCUCGAGCAAACAAAGCUCUGGGGAUGGGAGGAACCAGAGGGCGGCUCUACAUCAAACACCCGCACCUCUUCAAGUACGCGGCCGACCCCGAGGACAAGCACUGGCUGGCGGAGCAUCAGCACAUGAGGGCCACCGGGGGCAAGAUGGCCUAUCUCCUGCUGGAGGAGGAUAUUCGGGACCUGGCUGCCAGCAGCGAUUACAGGUGAGGCAGGAGCCGCGGCUUCUCGUGAGCCAGAAGCUCCUUCCCUUCCUUGUACUUAUUCUUUUAGACCCG
Messenger RNA from Alligator sinensis (Chinese alligator), 822 nucleotides. It is a transcript of the gene DNTTIP1, whose product is annotated as deoxynucleotidyltransferase terminal interacting protein 1. The transcript is spliced from 11 exons. NCBI's taxonomy places the organism in Eukaryota, Metazoa, Chordata, Crocodylia, Alligatoridae. The record is from RefSeq and is a predicted model, not a curated record. Bases 17 to 754 code for a protein of 245 amino acids. Gene Ontology annotation, cellular component: nucleus. Gene Ontology annotation, molecular function: DNA binding; nucleosome binding.